AUGAGAUCUAUUAGAUGUGAUAAAAGGCCCAGAGAUGAAGCAGUCGAAAUGGUCAAUGAUCCCCCAAAAUUUAUGAUCACGGAUAAAACCCCACCACUACUCAUGGCUUGGUGGAAUGAUAUGCAUCAGUUUAGGAGAACUGAAAUAUUCAAACAUCUUGGUUUUCUCACAGACAUCAUGAGGUUUAGUCCUGACAGAGGUUUGAUCGAGGCUUUGAUUGCAUUUUGGGAUUCUACAAACAAUGUUUUUUUAUUUAGCAAUUUUGAGUUAACGCCCACGUUGGAGGAAUUGGGUGGUUUCACAGGGUUAGGCAGGGAUCUCCGAAGUAAAACACUCAUAGCCCCAAGGAGCGUCCACAAAAACAAAAUUUUGGAACAAAUGCACAUCAUCCACCCUCAUGUGGAGAGUUUCAAUAAUGGAUUUGUUUCCUUGGAAUUUCUAUACUCAAGAUAUGGAAGGAAAGAAGGAUUUGAAGACUAUGGGAAACAACUUAAGAAUGGGCAACACCUGCCUACCUGGGAAAAGCAUAGACAAGAAGCAUUCAUGGUGGCAUUUUUAGGAACCAUUGUUUUUCCGAUGAAAAAGAAAUCCACUAUAUUAUCGAUGAUAUUGGCUGAUAUUUAUCGCGCUUUGACCAAGUGUAGAGAAGGGGAAGACUUUUUUGAAGGUUGUAGCAUGUUAUUGCAAAUGCCUUCGAGGAUUCCAAUGAUAGAUACCCCUUCGGGUGCUACGCCAUCUAGGACAACGACAAAUCCUACCUAA
Molecule: messenger RNA, 762 nt
Organism: Solanum tuberosum (potato)
Lineage: Eukaryota; Viridiplantae; Streptophyta; Magnoliopsida; Solanales; Solanaceae
Exons: 3
Coding region: 1-762 (253 amino acids)
Biological process (GO): meristem maintenance; meristem development
Source: RefSeq, a predicted model, not a curated record